Messenger RNA from Cryptosporidium ubiquitum, 864 nucleotides. RefSeq lists its product as uncharacterized. Gene Ontology annotation, molecular function: rRNA (uridine-N3-)-methyltransferase activity. The record is from RefSeq and is a predicted model, not a curated record. NCBI's taxonomy places the organism in Eukaryota, Apicomplexa, Conoidasida, Eucoccidiorida, Cryptosporidiidae. The transcript has 2 exons. Gene Ontology annotation, biological process: rRNA base methylation. Bases 1 to 864 code for a protein of 287 amino acids.
AUGAACUUAAUAAUUAUUGAUCAAAAGAAUAUUAAUGAAGACCUAACUGUCGAACUGUCUUCUAGACAGUCAAAUCAUUGUGUUUCGGUCCUGGAGGUUAAUAUUGGCUCGAAACUUAAUGUAGGAGUUAAAAAUUCUGGAAAAGGAACAGCAACGGUAAUUAAAAUAAUAAAAAAAGAAACUAAUAAAGACGGGAAGAUAAAAUGCGAAUCAAUAUGUAGCUUCUAUAAUAUUGAAGAAAUAAAUAGCCAAAUAAUUAAUAAAUCCAGAAAACCUAUUUCGGAAAUCAAUAACCGAAGUAAUUUGCAAUACACUGUUACAAUCAAAUUAGAUACGCCUAUUCACAAAGAAACAUAUAAACAUGAAUAUCCACUAAUAGACUUAUUAAUUGCCCUUCCUAGACCAAAAAUAUUUGAGAAAGUACUUCAAAAUGCGGUUACAAUUGGAGUCGGAAGAAUUAUUUUCGUUUGCACUGAUAAAUCUGAAAAGUCUUAUUUGAAUUCAUCUAAGAUAAAAAAAGAGUCGAUUGAUGAAAUUAUACAACUUGGACUUGAACAGGCAUCAAAAACAUUAUGUCCAGAUGUUUACGUUUAUGCUUCAUGGAAGGAUUACUUUUUUUGUAAAGAAAACAUGAUAGGAAUUGUUGCUGACGUAGCAGGUAGUAGCAAGAUUACCGAGAUAGGGCUACAAAGUCACGUCGGACCAAUUAUUCUUGCUAUCGGGCCCGAAGGAGGUUGGACAAAAGAAGAAUUAAAAGAUUUAAUUACAGAAGGGUUUAAAGUUGUAAAUAUAGGUGAUCGAAUUCUUAAAGUGGAGACAGCGGUUAUAUCUUUAUAUUCAAAAGUGAGUUUUUAUACAGAUUAA